This is a messenger RNA of Pistacia vera, 1587 nucleotides long. RefSeq lists its product as uncharacterized. The record is from RefSeq and is a predicted model, not a curated record. The coding region runs from base 26 to 1267 and encodes 413 amino acids. The transcript has 2 exons. Lineage: Eukaryota; Viridiplantae; Streptophyta; Magnoliopsida; Sapindales; Anacardiaceae.
AUUCACACCCUCAAUAGCCAAAAGGAUGGUGCAAUUGAGGGAAGUAAACAUUGCGUUCUGUGAUGUGUUGAUAGAAGUGGUAUCAAAUGAGGAAGAUGAAGGAGUAGAAGAUGGAAUUGUUUUUAACAAAUUAAAGUUGUUGUCACUUUGCUAUUUAAGAAGUCUCGCAUGUUUUUGCUAUGGGAAUUUCACUUUCAAAUUCCCAGCUUUGGAAGAAUUAAUUGUGAAAGAUUGCCCCAACAUGAAGACUUUCUCUAAAGGAGAUACAAGUGCACCAUGUUUACAAAAAGUAAAGAACUACGAGGAGGACACGGAAGGAUAUUGGAAGAGUGAUCUUAAUACAACUAUACAACAAUUAUACAAAAGAGAGGUAAACUCCAAUUUUGGGAAAUUGACAUUAAGUGGAAAAGACAUCAUGUCUAUGUGGCCAAAUCAGUUUCCAGAACAUCGGUUUUCUAAAGUGAAAGUUGUUAAUGUUAUUCAAAAUGAACCAACAAAUAUUCCCAUUGAAAUCCUUCAGAGAUUUAACAAUCUUCAAAAACUCAUAUUAAAGGGAAAUUCAUACCAAGAGUUGUUUUCAUGUGGAGAGGGUGAGAAACAUAUUGGGAUGCUCAUACAUAUAAAACAGUUAGAGCUUCGGGGACUUUUCAAUUUGAAACACAUGUGGAAACAAGAUUCUCAUCAGGUCUCAAUUCUUCGAAAUCUUGAAAAGUUGUCAGUGUAUCAUUGUCACAAUUUGAUUAAUCUAGUGCCAUCUUCAGCAUCUUUUGACAAUCUAAUAACUUUGGAUGUACGGAAUUGUGAUGGAUUGGAAAACUUAGUAACAUCCUCAAUGGCCAAAAGUAUGGUGAACCUUGAAAAGAUGUACAUAAGCUAUUGUGAGGCGAUGGUUGAAAUAGUAGCAAAUACAGGAGAUGUUGAAAAAGAUGAAAUUGUUUUCAGUAAAUUAAAGUACCUAUCACUUUCGAGAUUAGAAAGUCUUAAAAGCUUUUGUUCUGGAAAUCACACCUUCAAAUUCCCAGCUUUGAAAGACAUGAUGGUGAAUGAAUGCCCCAAGAUGAACACUUUCUCCAGAGGACUCUUAAGCACACCAAAUUUGCACGGACUGAGGGAGCGUGAGGACGAUGGCAGUGGCGAUGACAGUGACGAUGACGUUGAAUGGCAUUGGGAGGGUGACCUUAAUACAACCAUACAACAUCUAUUCAAGGAAGCGGUACGUAUUCUUUUAUCAAUUAACUUUGUUAUGUAUUUCAAUCAUUACUGCUAGGACACUAGUUUCAUUUUUGUUUAAUAAUGCAUAUCUCUGCUGGGUUAAUAACUCUUUAUUAUACAAAAGCUACGAUAUAACUUAUAUAUAAUAGCAGAAUGAAGGUCAUGAGUGGAAGAUUUGCUGUUCAAAAUAACAUUUUCUCGAUAGCUCAAUCUUUAUUUUCAAUGUGUUGUAUUCUAUCUUUAUAGAAUGAUCAGAGUUCUAAAAAAGAUUCUGAUGAAACACCUGAUGUGUUGGUCUAUAGUAAGAAACAUAGGAAUGGGUAGUAGAGGAUUAUUAGUAGUUGGGCAAAAGGGUCCUAGGCGUGUGAAUGUUAA